CACACACACACACACACACACACACGCGAAAACACACAAACGGCCACCAGCGCCCACCGCACACACACACACACACAAAGUGUUUCCUUUCCUUUUACUCCUUCUUCAGGAGUUUCGUUUGAAGCCGCAGUCCGGCGGUGUUCGCGGUGUCGCCGACAGGUCGGAGAACUGAACUUCUUCCCGAGGCGCUCCAGAAUCUCUGUUGAAAGUUGGAUUACAGCGCAGCGACCUGAACUGAGAGGGAAUAAAGCUGCUCAGAGGAUGAGCAUUUGGGAUAUCAGCGGAGCUCAGUGCUGUCAACGGCUGUGUGGCGCGUGUAGAUAAGCCCCUUAUGAGGUGAAAAGCCCUCCCAGCACCACCAGCAGGAAUAAAGGAUGUCACGGCUGUUCCUCUUUUUGGCAGUCCUCAUCGUCUCGUGCAGCAUCCAGAUGUCUCUUGCUGCUACCCUGGAUAAAAUGAAGGACGACUGGAAGCGGUAUAGGACAGAAUGUGAAUACAACAACAGUCAAUACCCGCCCAGCAGUGGUCUUGUGUGCAACAGGACGUUUGACGACUAUGCCUGCUGGCCCGAUGGAUUCCCCAACACCACCGUCAGUGUGGAGUGCCCAUGGUAUUUGCCGUGGUACCAUAAAGUUCAACAUGGCAUGGUGUAUCAGGACUGUGAUGCCAAUGGCCAGUGGGUGACUAAGUACAAUACCACCGAGUGUGAAAUCCAUAGCACAAACCAGAUUUAUUACAGAUGUAUCCGGAUCAUGUACACGGUGGGCUACUCCUUGUCCUUGGUGGCGCUGGUACUGGCCCUUGGUAUUCUUAUAUUUUUCAGAAAACUUCACUGCAUGAGGAACAACAUCCACAUGAACCUGUUUGCUUCCUUCAUCCUGCGAGCCCUUUCGGUCCUAAUCAAAGAUGCUCUGCUGGAGGCCAACUUCACAUCGCAAAAGAUCAGCGGAGACAGGGACCAGGGGUUCCCCAGUGUAUCGAUACCCCCAGUGGAGCUGCUGACCACAAUUAGCUGCCGCACUGCCUUGGUGAUGAUGCAGUACAGCAUCAUGGCCAACAGCUACUGGCUGCUGGUGGAAGGCAUCUACCUCCACAACCUGCUGGUCAUUACCGUGUUCACGGAGAGGAACUACUUCAAAAUCUACCUGUGCAUCGGUUGGGGAACACCAUUAAUAUUCCUUGUUCCCUGGGCAGUCUCUAAGUAUUUAUAUGAAAAUAAAGAGUGCUGGGAGCAGAACACAGACAUGAAUAUCUGGUGGAUAAUCCGAGCGCCGAUACUGCUUGGCGUUGUGAUCAACUUUAUUAUCUUUAUACAUAUCAUCAAAAUCCUUGUCUCGAAACUUCGAGCACACCAAAUGAGAUACACAGAUUAUAAAGUCAGGUUGGCGAAAUCAACUUUAACGCUGAUCCCUCUUCUGGGUAUCCAUCAGAUUGUCUUCAUCUUCCUGCCAGAGGAGACCACCAACAAGAGCUUGCAUUUACAUCUCACUAAGCUCUUCAUCGACCUCUUUUUCUCCUCCUUCCAGGGUCUCCUGGUGGCGAUCUUGUACUGUUUUGUCAACAAAGAAGUGCAAUCUGAGAUCCUGAAAAAGUGGAAGCGCUGGAAGCUGGGGAGGAACAUCGAGGAGGAAUACCGCCACACCUACAGCAAUUCCAACAACACCAAGACGGGCAGCCUGCUGAACCACAUCCCUCGGCUUCCCCACCUCCCGGACAUCGCCAAAUCUUCCGGCCCAGUCUGCAGUCCCGAAGAGCAAACGUGGCUCGUGGCUCGCUGCCACAACGGGACGGUCCACGGCAAGGAGACGGAAAACUCCGGCUCGCAGCAGAACGAAGGAACCAGCAACUGCACCCUUGUGGAGGACAUCAGUCAGUCGGAGAAGACGCAGUGCUACGAGGUGCAGAGAGAGAAUGUUGAGAGCCACCUCUGAAAGAAACGAGGAGAAAAGGACUUUUAGGAAGGAAGUUAGAUGGCUUUGAGCUCCGCUGGAGCUCUGACUGAAAGCCCUAGUUGGGUUUUGAAGCGGUGUGCCGACUGAAUCACUCGUGGGAGCAGUCGUCAGUCAUCAGUGUCGCCGGGAGACGCGGCAGCUCUAAGCCCUGUAACAUGACAGCAGUAUGGCAGAUGUCCAGACCAGGAUGCUCGGUGUGCUGCGAGUCUUGUGAAUGGAUUGUUCUCGAUGUUUUGUCAUUUUAAUAAUAUGGAGCUGCUGCCCGUUGAACAACUUCACAAACAAUAUCAAGAAAACACAAAUAACUACAAUAGAAAUACAACAAAAAAAAAAGAAAACACACCAAGUCCUGGCGUGAGUCUCUGCUUCAGUGUUUGCCGUCUGACAAAUGUGUGUUUUGUGGUACAACAAACUGGACAUUGGACUUGCGCACACAAUAAACAAGACCAAAUGACACAGAACAAGGACAGAAGGGAUUGCUUUUUUGUACUCUAUAUGCUCUGCUCUGGUGCGUGUACAUCGCUAUCUUGUUCAUACAGAUUUUAAUGAAACUGUACAGAGAAAGGAAGAAAAAAAAACAUUCUGGUGACUUUACAGUGAGGAAACCACAGAGUUAUUGUGGAUGGGAAAAAGGCAGCUGUUCACCCCAGGUCCUACCCGGCGUAGGAAACAAAAUAAGGUCGAGGUAUAAAGAACUAAACGAAUGACGUUGCUAUUCUUUUGGUAUUGCCGAGUGUUACAGUUUUAUAUUGGUCACAGUUGUGAAAGUAUCAAUACCCCUUUUCCACAUUUGUUUGCAUUACAAAAACACAAAUUUUGAUGCAUUCUGUUGGAAUUUUAUGUAAAAGACAAACAGAAAGAAGCACAUUAUAGGCAAGCUAAAGACAGAAUAUUUAAGGUUUUUAUCUUUGUUUUAAAAAUAUUAAUCUGAAAAGAGUGGUACGUAUUUAUAUCCAUGCCACUGUCAUUAUAUUUUAGCUACUCUAAGAUUUUCUUCCGGCAUUGCCCUUUAGAAAUAUUCCUUUAGGUGCUCCGCUUUGCUUUAACAAUCAAAUCUGACUUGCUUCUGUCUUUUCUUAAAAUGUUGUCGAAAUACCUCAGAUUUAGAUGAAUCUGUUUAAAGAAUAUAAUUCCUAUACAAGUCUUGGUCUUUGUCUGUUGCUUAGAGACCAAGUCUUUCCUUCUUGUACGCCUAUCAUUGAAGUUAACUCUGAUUGUUCAGUUUAUUUUUGAGACUUCUUUUAGCUUUCUGCUUUCAGGGUGAACUUGCUUCGGUGAGUAGAGGUCUGCGUUCUGGCAGGUGUUUUAAAUAUCCUCCAUGUAUAGACUGCUUUCUGGAAAGCGGAAUGGCUUAUUUUAUUCUUUUGAGAGCUCUUUAAAGUCAGUAUAAGAUUCAUAAGAUCCUCCAAUAUUCAUUUGAAAGGUUGCAGACAGCUCUUUAGAUCCAACCAUGCUGUUCAACUCUCAGUUCAGCGGUCGAAAGCUCACCGAGCUAAAUGUCUGAGGUUUAAAAAAAUACAAAACGCCUUCAAAACGCUGACUAACUGCGAUAAGCUUAUGUGUACAUUUAGUCUUUAAAAACAGGAAUUUAUGUGGGGUGUCCUAAUUUAUUUCUCAAUACAUUUGUGAUUCUUAUUAACAUUUAACAGAAAAAUUCAGUGGAUGGAUCUUUCUAAAGGCGAUGUAGCACUGGAUUUUAUUCAUGGUUAUCAGAUUAGAGGAAAUUAAAGGUGAAGAACACAAAUUUCAGAUUUUUUUUUUAAUUCUCAAAAUUAAAAGACAAUUUUGGUUGAUUUGCCACAUAAAAAUAUCAGUAAACAGACUGAGGUUUGUGCUUUUAAUACAAUAUGUUAAAAAAAAAAGUCAAAGGGGUAAGACUGUUUUUGCAAGGCAACGUAUACUGUAUGUAGAAAAAGUGCCAACCAUGUGCCGCUAUAAUCAAUGCAAAAAACAAACCAACAAGCAACCGAGUCAGAUUUCCACAUUUCCAUCACUUCAUAAUGGAUCAGUGUUACUCAAAGUGACCCAGCACCUCCAAAACAGUGUGUUUGCAGUAUUACUUUGCCAAUUUAGCAGAUAUGCAGAGCUACAACUACCAACUUGUGAGAAUCAUUCACAAAGUGUUAACGUACGCCAUAAAGUGACAUCAGAUACCGUACAAAUGUGAGUCAGAAGGUGCUAGUGAUUACAGGCGCCAUAGUGUUUACCAUGCAACCACAUCCUGAACAACAGUUGUGUGAAAGCAGAACAAAGCUUCUCCAGUUAGCUUUUAGACGCUAAUGUUAGCGGUUCAGUUGCUUGUAGAUAAAAAGCGAUGGCCACUCACAGAGCAUUGAGCUCCUAGCAGAUCUGCGUGAGCUACCUAACAUGAUUUUUGUAUGAAUGGCUAAUUGCGCAGUGUUCAUUUAUAACAGCUAAAUGUUAUAUGCACAUACGCAAGUGUUUAUAUGCAUAAUUUAGCCUUCUUGUGAAUGUGUGUUUAUACAGGGUAUGAAUACUUUUGACGUUAUUAUUCCAGAUAUGUGGAUGUAUUACACUAGGAGGAAAAGUACGUCAGGUAAACAGAGGAGCACAGAGGUCAAAGGCCAGUACAAAUCAGUCCCACUCUGGCAUUAAGCAGAACGGGACCACAGGACAUUCCCAGAAUUCAUGUUGAUAUAGUUCGUAAAGAAGAAAGAGCUCUGUCCUUUGUUUCAAAGCACCGAUGGACCUCAGAGCAAAUUCGAGCACUACAGCAACAUUUUUGUUGUGUCAGAUAAUUGUUCUGCUCCCAGCCACUUUCUACCGUUGAGUGGGUAGAAAAAAAAAAAUGCAUGCGGAAGCUAUUUUCCAUCAGCAUCUGCCGAGGGUUGUCACAGAGCAAGUAGACAUCCAAUAAUUGAGCUGGGAGCACGGUGCUCACACGGGUGCUGCAGAAGUGGAGGGAAAUGCUUGCACACUCAAAACAAAUGAGUAAUGGCUGGUUUUGGCAAAAACAGAUGCAUACUGCUAUUUUUAUUUCAAAGUAAAAAUCUGCAAUUUAACAAACUCUGACUUGUAAAGAUAGGUUUGGGUCAUUCCUCCUCUGCGUCUGAAUGUAUUCGUGGAAAGGCUCAAGUUAAUAUGUUCCUUUACUCUUCUAGUCACGGUGGUUAUGUAAAGUAUGAACGGGUCAGUGGAAGCUGAUCACAUUCAGGUGUAAACAGUCUGUCAUAUAUUGUAUUAUAUCUGUACAAGUGGUCAAAGAAUAAAAUUUUAUGUAUGUGAAAUAU
Messenger RNA from Poecilia latipinna (sailfin molly), 5203 nucleotides. RefSeq names its product glucagon receptor a (gene gcgra). Gene Ontology annotation, biological process: cell surface receptor signaling pathway; adenylate cyclase-activating G protein-coupled receptor signaling pathway. Gene Ontology annotation, molecular function: peptide hormone binding; glucagon receptor activity. Bases 375 to 1931 code for a protein of 518 amino acids. Gene Ontology annotation, cellular component: plasma membrane. Lineage: Eukaryota; Metazoa; Chordata; Actinopteri; Cyprinodontiformes; Poeciliidae. The record is from RefSeq and is a predicted model, not a curated record. The transcript is spliced from 14 exons.